Molecule: messenger RNA, 3374 nt
Organism: Phlebotomus papatasi
Lineage: Eukaryota; Metazoa; Arthropoda; Insecta; Diptera; Psychodidae
Product: guanylate kinase
Exons: 3
Coding region: 147-893 (248 amino acids)
Biological process (GO): purine nucleotide metabolic process
Cellular component (GO): cytosol
Molecular function (GO): GMP kinase activity
Source: RefSeq, a predicted model, not a curated record
CAUUUUGACAGGCCGUUUUGGCAAAUCGCAUGAAAAUUUCAAUGUGUUCACAUGUGGAAAACGUGCACUUUCCUCAUUUGCCCCAAUCACGAUAAAGAAAACCGAUAGAAUUGUGUGAUAAGGUACAAUCAGUGAAGCAUUUGUGAAUGUUUAUAUUGCAAUCAACUGUGAGAAUCUGUCGUUAUCGGCUAUCAGAAAAAUUCCAUCAGUUUCUUUCCGUCUCGCCGUUGUCGUCAGCAGUUCAUUCGAAGAUGGUGAAACAAGGUCCACGACCACUUGUGAUUUGUGGCCCAUCGGGCAGUGGCAAAAGUACUCUGCUCAAGAAGCUCUUUAAGGAAUUUCCAGAGACUUUUGGCUUUAGUGUCUCACAUACGACACGAAAGCCACGUCCUGGAGAAGAAAAUGGCAUUCACUAUCAUUUUGUCUCGGUGGAGGAGAUGCAGAGUGCCAUUGAGAGGAAUGAAUUCCUAGAGACAGCUACAUUCAGUGGGAAUAUGUAUGGGACAAGCAAAAGGGCUGUUCAGAGUGUUCAAUCAAUGGGGAAAGUCUGUGUGUUGGAUAUUGAGAUUGAGGGUGUUAAGCAAAUCAGAAAUUCUGAUCUCAAUCCACUGUUGGUCUUCAUAAAGCCACCGUCCAUUGAGGAGUUGGAACGUCGUCUCCGGGGAAGGAAUACAGAAACAGAGGAGAGUCUGCAGAAGCGUCUCAAUACGGCCAAAUGCGAAAUUGAAUACGGAAGCGUUCCGGGAAACUUUCAUAUUGUCAUACACAAUCGACAGCUGAAGCAAGCUUACCAGGAACUGAGGGAUUUUGUGGUGAAGGAGUUGGAGACGCAGCGUGAGGAAGGUACUCAUGUGAUUUUAACUCGAUGUGAAAAUGCUGUUGAUUCAUCUUGAAUUACUCACAAUUAUCCCACCUCCCUUUAAUUACUUGAAUGGUUUUUUUGUGACUUUCAUCACAUUUUUACACGUUUGUUGAAUUUCUUUGAACUAAAAAUUCACUAAUUGUUGGAAGUUUUUGCUGUAAGGAGAAAUAAAUAGGUUAAGACUUCAGGCUUCGCACAUGCUGUAGCUAGCUUCGGACGCUUCGUGUUUUCUCAUAUUCCUUUAUGAAUCUGAUAUAACUUUUUCAGGAAAUGUCUGACUUAAAGCUAGCUAUUGAUGUUCGAAGCCACAGUUUGUCCGAAGCCUGAAAACCUACCCCUAACAAUCAAAACCAGAACUCUUUGAAAAGUUCAACAAAAUGGACAAAUUUUGUGUGUUGAAAAAGGUUUUGAUCAGGGGUAAACAAGGACCAUUUGGAACCGAAUAAACGUCAAAAUAAUUUCGUCCAGGUAACCUUUUGAUCAUUGACGUACAAUUUUCAUUUGACAUUUCUUCGGUUUCAAACGGUUCUUGCUCACCUCUGGAUUUGAUUAACAAUAUUCAAUAUACCGGAAAUGCAAUAAAUAAAUACAGAAAGAAAAACAUUCCAUGACAUCUCUGUAGAUUGUGAAAUAUUUCUUUGUAGAAUUAGAGAAAGAAGUAGAAAAAUUUUUAGAAAAAGAUUUAGAAAAAAGACAUUACUAGGUUAAUUUUUGAAGAAAGCCUGCGUUCACAAGUAGCCUUUAAUAUUCGAAAAUUCCCUAAUUCGAAAUUAUUCUUGAAAACACUAAAAAAAAGGCUAAACUUAAAUUUAAAGCUCCAGAAAAAUUGACAACCCGUUUAUGCACUAACUGUACGUCAAACUCAAAAUCUAAAACUACCAAUUUGAAUUCCAGAGUUGUAAUUUGGAUUUAAAACUUCUCAAUUCGAUUUCUAAUGGUUCCGGCACAUCUUUUAGGUCAGGAAAAUUCCGUGAAAUUUAAAUUCACAUAAUUUUCUCUUUCAAACGUUUUGCAUAUCUCUAUCUCACUUUUCCUCUCUCAAAAUUUAAUUGAACUAAAUCAAAUUUUGCGUAAUGUUCAAAAGAAUAAGAAGAGUGCGAAAUAGUAGGACGGCCUUUAACAAACAAUUUGAGAAGGAAAAGAAUGUGAAUUUCGAUUUUAUGAAAUUUUCUUGAUCUUAAAGGUUUGCCAGUGCCAUAAACUUUCAAAUCAAGGAUAAAAUCGGUCGAACUUUUACUUCGAAAACCUCGAAAACAAGGGCAACAUUAUAAUUUUUCUUCGAUAGUAUCGACUGUCGAUUUUGAAAAACUGAAGUAUUAGCCAUACUUUUUGUAGUUAUGAAUAUUCAUGACAGUCACAUUCUUUUAAAAAUGGAUCAAUUAAUGGUCCAAUAAUGCAUAAAAAGCUGUCAUUCAGUAAAUCCAACAGAUCUAGAUUUAUUGAUACUGUCGAAUCGAUAUUGUCGAAUUAGUGCAAAUUCUAAACUCCUUAAAAUAAAUUUAUAGGAACUUCAUAUUCGAAAUGUACGUAACAUUUUCAACAAUGCGUAAAAAGUCGACAUUCUCUUAAUAUCAAUACUAUCUAUUCGAUAGUAUCGAAAAGUUAUCAUUCCACCCAUGAAAAUAUCUCUUAUUUUUACGAACAAAGUACCCUAAUAUUUUUCUUUGUAAUGUCAUUUUUGAUCUUCGAAAAUCCGCUUUGACAAUUGUCAAAAUAUGUAUUUUCGAACAAAGUGUGCUAGAAGCGCUCCAGCGGGAAGCACACUAAUUCUAGUAAUUUCGAAGAAACCUCCGAAUUUCGAAUUGGUGACAAGGUAGCUUGUGAACGCAAGGAGAAACGAUCUUGUAGGUGAUAUUUAUAUAGCAACAUGAUAAUUCCCCAAAUAACAACUAAAAAAAAUCCAAUGGAAAUUUAGCAUUCUCAAUAGAACAACGUGACACAGAAGACUAAUAAGAAUGAAAAAAAAGAAGUUAUUAAAUGUUAUGCCAAAAAGCAAGUGAGUGUUGUGAAAAUAAUAUUAAAAAAAAACCAUAAUGCAACGCAAUGCAGUGAUUCUUUUCUGUUUUUUUAAAGCAUGCUAAUGAGGUUUUGCUAAAAGUUGAUGAUCUUUUGGUGAAACAUUUUGAUGAAAUAAAUUAUUUUGUUAUUAUUAGCACCACUCAUCAUAAAAGAUUACAAGAAUUUGGACCAAGAGUGAUCAUCUGCAGAAAAGAAAACAACAAAAGAAAUUGUAUAAUUUCCAUUUGAACAUGAAAAAUUAAAAUAAACUGCAAACAUUAUGUGAAAAUCGUUUAACACGAAUUGGUGAUGACUUUAAAAGAAAUGCCAUAUAUCCAGUUUUUGUAUUAAAAAUCAAAAAUAUAAUAAAAAUCAUAAUUUUUAUACCUAAAGAAUUUGAAUUGUAUUAAUAAUGAUUUUGUACAAUGAGGUUAAAAGUCAAUACUGUAUUUAAAUGUGUGUAAAUUAUAAAAGAAAUAAAAAAUUAAAUAAAAGUUCAAUUUUCAACUUUAAA